GCUUCGAAUUUCACAGCAACAUUGGAGCCCAAGUCCUAAUCUAACCUGAAACAACCGUUACUAUAAAAAAAUAAAUUUUUUCCCAAAAAAUAUUCUUAUAAUAAUUUAAUGAUACUUUAUCUAUUUUUUAUUCAAUAUAACCUAUAUUUAUUCUUUCUUAUUUAUUCACCUUCUCCCAACAAAUCUAUUGCGUUCGACUAGACACGUCUCCAAUCUUCCCUCUGCGAAUUCGAUUGUUUUUCUCGGAAAAUUAAAAUUUUCCUGGGAAAAAUUCAUCUCGUAGUUUCUUCUUUAAUAGAUUCGAAGAUUGGAUUCUCAAAGUUUGCCGGAUUUUCCCUCCUUGAUUUGUUUGAGAGUAGAUUUCGUAUAGGUCUGGUGAAUUUCGUUGGUUUUGCCGUCCAUUGUUUAAAUUAGGGUUUCGUACCAGAUUCUCCUGAAUCGAGGUUGGUAUUGGAAUUUAUGCCGAAGGAAUUAUCGGCUAUCCGAAAUCGGAAAUAGUCUGCCUAAUUUUAAAACGCGAUUUUGAGUUUGGAAUUGUUUGAUUUUUGAUGGUCCGAUGUAAAAUUAGGGUUUCGGUUUUUCGGGUUUAUUAGGUGAAAUUUGUUGGUUUCAAAUUCAAUGGUAGAAUUAUAUUGACAAGUAGGAUGAUUAUUAAACGAACGAUGAAAUUCGAAACGCCGAAUUUGAAACGGUGUCAAUUUGAAGAAAUUGAUUGUGAAGAUGACGACGAAGACGCGUGUUAUGUGAGUAGGAAGGAGAGAAGCACAGACGUGUCGUGCUCCGUUCCUCUAAAUAGUUUCGAUCAAAUUGAUGAAGAUCAGUUUGAGGAUUAUAGUGGCAUUGUAAAUUCUUGGUACUCCAGUGUCUCAUGCUAUGUCGGAGAAGUCGAAUUAAAUCCGAGGAUUCAGAGAGGUCGAAGAGGUAUACCUAAGGGAGCGGGGGGUUAUCGGCCUCCCUUAUUCAAGUCUUCGCGAGGGCGAGUUCAGGUUCUUCCGACUAAAUUCAAUGAUACGGUUUUAGAGUCGUGGAGUAAUAAGAAAUCAAAGGUUGAGGAGUAUGAAGAAUGUUUUGAUGCUGAUGAUGGUGGUGCUCGGAAUGUAAUGUUCAGUAAAAAGAGAAUUAAUCGCCAAAGCCCUCAUGGUAAUGUGCAAUUCAAGAAACGUCGCAUAGAAGACGGGUUUAGCCGCCAAAAGCUUCAUAAGCUUAGUCGUAAAGAAGCGGAAGUGGGGUGUGUCGAUACCAGGGAUUUGGACCACAAAAUGCCCAGUUCGAUAACGUCAAUUAAUGAUGGGAACUUUUUGCCAUUGGUAGAUAGUGAUGAAUAUCUAACAAGGUUUGCUAGUAAAUUUACAGGGGUGGAGAAGUUGGAGAAGAAGGAGAAGAAGGAGGCUGAAAGGAAGGAGGAUUUUUAUAAGCCACAGGACUUUGUUCUGGGUGACAUUGUUUGGGCAAAAUGUGGGAAGAAAUACCCAGCUUGGCCGGCUAUUGUGAUCGACCCCCUAUGUCAAGCUCCAGAAAGAGUUCUGAGGGCUUGUGUCCCUGACACUAUCUGUGUGAUGUUUUAUGGGUUUUCAAAAAGUGGAAAGAGGGAUUAUGGAUGGGUGAAGGAUGGAAUGAUUUUCCCUUUUCAGGAGUAUAUGGACAGAUUUCGCGGCCAGACUAAGUUAUAUGGAAGCAAGCCAAGUGAUUUUAAUGUGGCAAUAGAGGAGGCAGUUUUGGCAGAACAUGGCCACACUGAUACAGACCUUCGUACUGUCCAGGAAACUUAUCUUGUUGCAAAUAAUGAUGAAAUCCAAGAGGCAACUGGUUUGAAUCUGGAUCAGGAAUACUGUUUCCAUAACCAGAAUGUGUGUGAUAAGAAGAAAGACACACGGACCUGUGACAGCUGUGGCUUGAUUCUUCCAUGCAAAAUAAUGAAGAAAAUGAAGAGCACAAAUUUUAAAGCCCAGUUUUUAUGUGAACAUUGUGCUAAGUUACGAAAUUCAAAGCAGUAUUGUGGCAUAUGCAAGAAGAUUUGGCAUCACUCAGAUGGAGGGAAUUGGGUAUGCUGUGAUGGCUGUGACGUUUGGGUUCACGCUGAGUGUGCCAAUUUUUCCUGCAAGCUCUUUAAGGAUUUGGAAGAUGCUGAUUAUUACUGCCCUGAAUGCACGGCAAAGCCUGAUUGUGGAUUGCCAGUAUCAGAGAAAUGGCAACCUGAAGUCAGGUCAACGGAAAACAAUGGACAAACUGUGCUUCUUGACAAAAUAACUGUCGUUUGCACUGGCAUGGAAGGGAUUUAUUAUCCAAGUCUUCAUUUAGUUGAGUGUACGUGUGGUUCAUGUGGGAAAAGGAAACAAACACUUAGUGAAUGGGAACGACAUACAGGUUCCAGAGCCAAAAAAUGGAAGUUCAGCGUUAAAGUGAAGGGUUCAAUGCUGCCGCUGGAAAAAUGGAUCACAGAGUAUACUGCACAUGGCUUUAAUCCUCUAAAGUUAGAUAAGCAACAGCUAUUUGCUUUUUUGCAAGAGAAAUAUGAGCCUGUUUACGCAAAAUGGACAACAGAACGAUGUGCUAUUUGUAGAUGGGUUGAAGAUUGGGACUACAACAAAAUUAUCAUCUGCAUCAGGUGUCAAAUAGCUGUCCAUCAAGAAUGCUAUGGAGUGAGAAAUUCUCAGGAUUUCACUUCAUGGGUCUGUAGAGCAUGCGAAACUCCUGAUGUUGAGAGAGACUGUUGCCUCUGCCCUGUAAAAGGGGGUGCUCUGAAGCCAGCUGAUGUUGACAACUUGUGGGUGCACGUCACGUGUGCAUGGUUUCAGCCUGAAAUUGCUUUUUUGGAUGUUGAGAAAAUGGAACCUGCUGUUGGAGUUCUUAGAAUUCCAUCAUAUUCUUUUGCAAAGGCGUGCGUAAUUUGCAAGCAGACUCAUGGGUCUUGCAUGCAGUGUUGCAAAUGUGCCACUUAUUUUCAUGUAAUGUGUGCGUCGCGAGCAGGAUAUUGCAUGGAGCUGCAUUGCUCGGAGAAGAAUGGAAGACAGAUAACAAAAUGGGUAUCAUAUUGUGCUGUUCAUAGGGCCCCAAAUCCAGAUAAUGUUUUAGUCAUGCAGACUCCCUUCGGAGUUUUCUCAACACGAAGCUUGCUCCAAAGCCAGAAUCAGCAACAGGGCUUCCAGGGAUCAAGGCUCAUUUCGUCUAAGAGAACAGAACUCCAUGAUUCAUCAACUGCAGAAGCGAAUGAGAUUGAGCUGCUAUCGGCUGCAAGAUGUCGCAUCUUCAAAAGAUCAAACUGUAAGAAAGCUGGAGAGGAGCCAAUAUCCCACCGAGUAAUGGGGCCAAGCCAUCAUUCCCUAGAUGCAAUAGAUUGCUUUAGCUCACACAGAGAAGUUGAAGAUGCGAAGAAUUUUGCUACAUUCAACGAACGGCUUGACCAUUUACAGAGAACGGAGAAUCAUCGGGUUUGUUUUGGUAAAUCUGGAAUUCAUGGAUGGGGUCUCUUUGCACGACGGAACAUUCACGAAGGAGAUAUGGUUCUUGAAUAUCGUGGUGAGCAGGUGAGGCGGAGUGUUGCAGAUUUGAGGGAGGCAUGCUACCGGUUACAGGGCAAAGAUUGCUAUCUUUUUAAAAUCAGCGAGGAAGUGGUAAUUGAUGCCACAGAUAAGGGCAAUAUAGGACGACUAAUCAACCAUUCUGUAAGUUCCCUUUUCUCCCAUAUACAGUGAACCAGUUUGCAAGUUCUUGUUAGUUGAAAUUGUAAACAACAGCAAUUUUGUAUGUUCACCAUUUUGGUACAAGAUGGAGAAGGGAAGCGAUUUUUGUUGGGUUGCAUAAUGCUGUAGGUAUAUUGUUUAUUGCUUGCAAAUGGUGGAGGUUGACCUUUAUUAGUUGCUCAGUUGAGCACUGGUUUGGUUGGCUUAGGUCAGAUUGGUCAUUUGUGCUGGUAAGUUUUGUUUGAUGCUAAUGUUGCUUCUUUGGUGACAAAUUUGCCAAAUGCCCGUUAGGUUGAGUAACUGUGCACAUGAGCAGAAUCAUGGACCAGCAGCCACUGUUUGUUCAAUGAUAUUAUGAUUGAAUGGCACUUGUGCAUGAUAUUGAGGUUGAGCUGUGCUUUGAUGGCAAAUACUGAAUUUUAGGUUUUUUGAUCCCAGUCCAACCUACUCACUAGUGUCAAAUCCUCAUGAAAAGUUUAUAUGUUAUUUCUUUUUUCACCUCCUUUUGACCACUUUGUAUCUCUUACACAACCGGUCCAAAACAUGGAUGAAAGUAUAGGGUUGCGUCAAGUAUCAAAUAGUAAAUGUAAAUUUUGUUAAAUCCCUUAUGAGCAAUUAGUUUAUAUAACAAAUGGACUUAUUUAUGGAGUUGUUAGAAUGUCUUAUGUGGUCUGUAUACUGCUUUGUAUGCAUUGAUGAUAACCAUUACCCCUUUGCUGCAGUGCAUGCCCAAUUGCUAUGCAAGGAUCAUGAGUGUGGGUGAAGAAGAUAGACGAAUAGUUCUUAUAGCUAAAACCAACGUCUCUGCUGGCGAAGAGUUAACGUAUGAUUACUUGUUUGAUCCGGAUGAACGUGACGACCUUAAAGUGCCCUGCCUAUGUAGAACUCCCAACUGUCGGAAAUUCAUGAAUUAGGUUACAGUAGAGGAAUGGAUAUUCAUUUUUUCUCCGCAUGGAGCAUUCUUGGCCCUUCUCUCUCAGCCCAUGAGAACAACACUCAAUUUUUUCGGAAAGUAGAAAUCGCAGAAUUAGACCAGAAAGAGCAGCGUGUGAUUGUUUCAUACCCUCCAUUUUUAUUUCUCCAAUUGCAAAUGAAAUGUAAAUUCACCAGCCGUUUGGCUGGGUAUCUUUUGUGAAUCAUUUGAUUUUUCCUUCAAUGUAGAAGUUUAUUCUUUAUUCUUUUUUUUUAUUCUGCCUAAUAAAACGU
This is a messenger RNA of Ilex paraguariensis (yerba mate), 4886 nucleotides long. The record is from the annotation of a GenBank genome assembly. NCBI's taxonomy places the organism in Eukaryota, Viridiplantae, Streptophyta, Magnoliopsida, Aquifoliales, Aquifoliaceae.